AGUGGAAAACUAGUUAAUAAGAUGUUCACCAAAAUAAAGGAGACCGUUGAAAACACAAAUACUCUUGUAUGUGUUCUAAUAGAUGAAGUUGAAUCAUUGGCUCAUGCUCGAAAUCAGUGUUUAUCUGGAAGUGAACCAUCAGAUUCAAUUAGAGUAGUAAAUGCCCUUUUAACUCAAAUAGAUCAAAUAAAAAGACACUCCAAUGUUUUAAUACUGGCCACGUCCAACAUGACUGAAACUAUUGACUUAGCUUUUGUAGAUCGGGCUGACAUCAAACAAUAUUUGGGAAAUCCAUCUGUAACGGCAAUAUAUAAAGUAUAUCAUUCUUGCAUUAAUGAGUUGAUUAAGGCUCAAAUUAUAAAAGAACAAGUUUUGGAAUCUGUGGAGACACUGACUGUUGAUGAAAGUAAGGAAAAGACAGAAGAAACUAAGCAAUUAUUAGCGAUAUCUGAAAGGAGUUGUGGCCUUAGUGGACGAUCAUUAAGAAAAAUACCAUUUCUAGCACAUGCGUUGUUUUCAGAAAAGUCUUUAGUCAAUUUAAAUGAUUUCUUGUAUUCCAUGGAGAAAGCUGUUGAUAAAGAACUUGAAGAAAGACGCCAUUUUGAAGGUUUGAAAAAACAGUCAUAUUGAAAAUUUGUGAAAUAAGUUUUUCUUGAUUAUCAAAAUGGUAUUUAUGAUCAGAUUUACCUUAGUUGAUAAUUGAUUUUGUAGAAUAUUUGUACAUUCAAAUUGUUCAUUUUAUUUUCUCACUAUGCCAAUCAACUAAAAACUUUGUUACAUAUUGAGUUAUAGUUUCAAGCUGAUAAUACAUAUUAAAAUGUAAAACUAACUUAAAAUUUGUUUGAUGUCCAUUAUAUGUUCAAAAGACUAUAAAAGGCGGAUUGUUUUUUUUUGUGAUCAUUUAUUCAUUUAUCGAUUGAAAUGCAAACAGAAACAAAUCCAAAAUAGUAUCUAGUAAUUACAUUAUUUUCUUAUUAUCUGUUGUAUCGUCUUUAACAUUGCGGUUUCAUUAAAAACUGUGCAAAAUAA
Molecule: messenger RNA, 1029 nt
Organism: Leptinotarsa decemlineata (Colorado potato beetle)
Lineage: Eukaryota; Metazoa; Arthropoda; Insecta; Coleoptera; Chrysomelidae
Gene: Rpt1
Product: 26S proteasome regulatory subunit Rpt1
Biological process (GO): meiotic recombination checkpoint signaling; reciprocal meiotic recombination
Cellular component (GO): nucleus; chromosome
Molecular function (GO): ATP binding; ATP hydrolysis activity
Source: RefSeq, a predicted model, not a curated record